This is a messenger RNA of Austrofundulus limnaeus, 1028 nucleotides long. It is a transcript of the gene smn1, whose product is annotated as survival of motor neuron 1, telomeric. Gene Ontology annotation, molecular function: RNA binding. The transcript is spliced from 8 exons. Gene Ontology annotation, biological process: mRNA processing. The coding region runs from base 46 to 897 and encodes 283 amino acids. NCBI's taxonomy places the organism in Eukaryota, Metazoa, Chordata, Actinopteri, Cyprinodontiformes, Rivulidae. The record is from RefSeq and is a predicted model, not a curated record. Gene Ontology annotation, cellular component: cytoplasm; nucleus.
GGGUAGUUUAGCUAACAAGUGGACCUUAAUUCAAAAAUUUUUCACAUGGCGAAUGGAUGCAAGGACGUAUUAUUCACCCGUGGAACUGGACAGAGCGAUGAUUCGGAUAUAUGGGACGACACUGCACUGAUAAAGGCAUAUGACAAGGCAGUUGCAUCGUUUAAGACUGCUCUCAAGGGUGAAGAUGAACCAGAAACUGCCAAGAAAAACAAACCAGGGAAAAAGAGAAAGAACAACAAAAAGAACCAGACCAGAAAACGAACCAAUACAGCACCAGAGAAAGAGUGGCAGGUUGGAGACUCCUGCUGUGCUUACUGGUCAGAAGAUGGCCAGCUGUAUGCAGCCACUAUUUCUGCCAUAGACCAGAAGAGGGGCACUUGUGUUGUCGUUUAUACUGAUUAUGGCAACGAAGAAGAGCAGAACCUUGAAGACUUACUGUCAGAGAUUUCUGAGGCUGACGAAGAAACAAAUACCAAGGUCAAUGAGGAAGAAUCUUCCACAGAAGAAAGCGACCUGUCGGCCACACCAAACCAGCACAAACACCAGCCUCACAGUAAAACCCAAAAAUCCAAGGCUCACAAAGAACCACCUUCUAUGAGGGCUCCCGGUUUCCCUGGAUUUCCCCCAGGCCCCCCUCCCAUGUAUAAUUUCAGACAGGGAGAAAGCAGGCAGUCUGGUGGACAUGGACCCAUGCCUCCUUCCUGGCCUCCCAUGAUGCCCUUUGGCCCACCUAUGAUCCCACCUCCUCCACCCUUGAGUCCAGACAUGAUGGAUGACGAAGCCUUGGGUAGUGUGCUCAUAUCCUGGUACAUGAGCGGAUAUCACACAGGAUACUACCUGGGAUUGAAACAAGGACGUAAAGAAGCUGGCAAGUGGGCGAAAAUGCACCACAAAUGAAAUUAACUCAUAAGUUACUUUGGUUCUUAAAAGAACCCAGAGCCAACAACUUUAAUUUGUAUGUAUGUCUUUUCAAUAAAAGUUUUGUAUUCUUUGUAAAUAGAAUGAAUAAAUGCUGUCAAGACAAAACA